AUGCCCCACUACGAAAUCCACAACAGCUACCGCGUCCCAACCUACAACAAGCGCAAACUCGCCGCAGACCUAACAUCCCUCCACACCCGCCUCUUCGGCACCCCCAAAGAAUUCGUAACCGUAACCUUCCACCGCACAACCGACUGGCGCAUGAACCUGCAAAUCCGCGCGCGCGAAACAUUCUCAAACACGCAAUUCAUCUCUGUCGGCGGCCAAAAAGCUUGGACAAACACUAUCAUCUGCCACGCGACAGCCGGCGCCGAGUAUAACAGGGCGAAGCUGAGGCAGCUUGUUAUAGGGAUUGCGGUGGCGUGGAAUUGGUACAGCAGGCCGUGGAUUGUGGAACAUUGGAGGGAGGAUGAGUGGACGGAUGUGAAGGGAAUUAUGGGGCCGGUGAAGGAUCGGAAGGCGUUGCAUGAGGUUUUUGUUAUGAGUGAUGUGGCGGCUCAUGUUGUUCCGAGUGGAGCUUGGGAGGAUGUGGGGCAGGUGUGGGAGUAG
Molecule: messenger RNA, 498 nt
Organism: Pyrenophora tritici-repentis Pt-1C-BFP
Lineage: Eukaryota; Fungi; Ascomycota; Dothideomycetes; Pleosporales; Pleosporaceae
Product: Atrophin-1 domain containing protein
Source: RefSeq, a predicted model, not a curated record